AUGGCGACUUCGAGCGACAUCAGCUGCGACGGCGCCUGGGCCAAGUACUUCAACUCGAGCGAGGACGUGGCACUGCCGAAUGGAGACACGUUCCGUGUGUAUCGCGCAGGCUCUCAAGGUCCGCAUGUGGUUUUGCUCCAUGGUGGAGGUUAUACCUCCAUGACUUGGUGUCUUGUGGCGGCUAUGCUGAAGGAGGCGUGCAGGGUGUACGCUAUUGAUUUACGCGGUCACGGGCAAACACACACGAGCGCGGACGUCGACUUGUCCAUUGACACACUGGUAGUCGACACUCUGCAGGUCAUGGAACUAUUGAUUCCUCCUAUGGCAUUGGAGGAGGACGGAAAUGCUGACCUUGAGAACCCCCAGACCAUCAUCGUUGGCCACAGCUUGGGUGGCGCACUCGGAGUUCGAAUUGCUGCCACGGGCAAGGUGCUGUCGCUUGUCGGUGUCAUGGUGAUCGAUGUGGUAGAAGGCACGGCAAUGGCGUCGCUAAAGCACAUGGGCUCCAUCCUUGAACGGCGUCCUUCUCGUUUUCGCUCGUACAAGGAGGCUGUCGAUUGGGCACUGCGUAGCGGCACUGUGCAUAAUGUCGAGGCUGCUGAAGUCUCUAUUCCGUCACAGCUCAAGCAACUUGAAGACGGCAUGCUGGUAUGGAAGACAGAUCUGGCUAGCAGUUCGAAAUACUGGAAUGGCUGGUUUACUGGUCUCUCAAAGCAGUUCCUGUCGCUUAAGGAAGCCAAGGUGUUGGUGUUGGCAGGCUCCGACCGUCUGGACACGGAGCUAUUGCGUGGCCAAAUGAUGGGCAAAUUUGAAAUGAGAUUGGUGUAUUCAUCCGGACACGCGAUACAGGAGGACUGUCCACACGAGGUGGCUAAUUUCAUCACGGAUCUAUGCAGCCGCUGCGCACGCGUAAAAACCGGAAUUAUAUUCAGGUCCGAUGGAGUAGUAGCAGCUCAACCAAUGAAGAGGUCGUUCCUGGCGGAACGCCUUCAGAAAGCACGCGCGAUGAUACCAGAAGAGGGCGUCCUUAGUGCUGACGAUCAUAGCAAGCCCUCGCCCCAGUGA
Peronospora matthiolae is the source of this 1065-nucleotide messenger RNA. The record is from the annotation of a GenBank genome assembly. NCBI's taxonomy places the organism in Eukaryota, Oomycota, Peronosporomycetes, Peronosporales, Peronosporaceae.